Messenger RNA from Rhodamnia argentea, 1534 nucleotides. Its product is annotated as transcription initiation factor TFIID subunit 8. The record is from RefSeq and is a predicted model, not a curated record. Gene Ontology annotation, molecular function: protein heterodimerization activity. The transcript is spliced from 2 exons. Gene Ontology annotation, cellular component: transcription factor TFIID complex. NCBI's taxonomy places the organism in Eukaryota, Viridiplantae, Streptophyta, Magnoliopsida, Myrtales, Myrtaceae. Bases 492 to 1346 code for a protein of 284 amino acids.
GACAUUUCCAAGUUUCCACAAUCAUGUCAUUAACCCUGGGUCAGAUUGUAGUUUUUGAACAAAUAUCAAGUCUGUAGAAUUAAGUUGGUGAGUUAGGGCUUUAGGCAGUAUGAAUCAACACUCUAGCAAGGCCAUUGUGCUUCACUAAAAGGCAAUAUGGGCACUCAACAUAUCUUUAGUAGAUUUUCUAGUAGUUGUUUGUGCAGAACCCUUAGGUAGUUGAACUGAUAUAUUUUUUAUUGGCUAAGCAGCCCUGGGUUUUCAAGUCAGGCUUUGUUCAAACUGUUGAAGCUAAUUUACACAAAGACUAUGGCAGUGCCUUCCUUUUAAAGAUGAUUAUGGACAUUAGUAAAUAAGAGAAGGUAUCAUGUGAGAAUGUGCACAUGGGAUCAAGAGGCUGGCUGUGUUCCUCAAUGUUUACAGUAAAGGAAAAGAGGGAUAUUGGCUCCUAUGGUUUUGAGGAUCGUUGACCUUUUAGGGCAACCUUGCCAAUGAAACGAAAGUUGAAGAAACAGGAACAUCGCUCGCUUGUGGCUUCUAAUCAGACAGAGUUCGCAUCCUCAGUAACCAAAAUUGCAGUCUCUCAAAUCUGCAAAUCAGUAGGUUUCAAGGCUGCCCAACUCUAUACACUAGAUAUUCUUACAGAUGUUGCCAUAAGAUACCUCCAAUCAGUUGCCAAAUCCGCUGCAGCAUAUGCAAAUGCUUCAAGUCGCACUCAGUCAAAUGUGUUUGACCUUAUUAGUGCCCUCAACGACGUCAACUCUGUAUCAGGUUUCCAAGGUGCUGCUUCUCUUCACAAGAACAGCGCAUCUGUGCUUGCAUCUGGAGUCUUGUGUGAUCUCAACAACUUUGUAAGGAACUCGUGUGAAAUCCCCUUUGCCAAGCCUGUUCCCAAAGGAGGUGUGGUUGAUUUGCCUUCACCCAUGAUGCAUUCUAGUGGUGGUACAAACUUCUCGAGCAUUUCUCAGGGCCUGCACAUACCAAGAUGGCUGCCACCCUUUCCUGAUACGGCUACUUUUGUAGAGAAUCAUGAGACUUCAUUUAGUCAAAGAAACCAUGGCGAGCAAUUAUGGGGAUGUAUGUCAUCAUUGGAAAAUCACAAGUCUAAUGAGCCGACAUUGGUGAAUAAGGGGCCAUCAUUGAGGGGGCUGGAGGAACGGCGUGGGAAGGUGAAGUUCACCGUUGGAAUGGGAAGAAGAGUUGGAAGUGGAAUGGAAGGGGGUUUGAGGAAGGUGAUUUGCGGCAGUGAGAAGAGGGUAUAUUGUAGGAUCAGAAGUGACGACGACGAAACUGUUAAAACAGAUGGUGGUGAUGGCAUCAAGAGAAGGAAGACUCGCAAGUCGUAAUGGUUUGUAACGAUGAAAAUUCAUUUGCUGUUGGCAUGCUAUGCCCCAAUUUUGGCCAUUCUUUUGCUCUGAAAGUUUGAAUGCUCUCAGAGAGAUGCUGGAUGUAUAGUGAACGGUGUACUCAUCUCCUAAAUGCUUGUAUUGUGUCCUGCUCUUGUUGCAGGUUAAAAUCGAGGAAAAUGGAAAAA